Molecule: messenger RNA, 864 nt
Organism: Chrysemys picta bellii (western painted turtle)
Lineage: Eukaryota; Metazoa; Chordata; Testudines; Emydidae
Product: chemerin-like receptor 1
Biological process (GO): inflammatory response; phospholipase C-activating G protein-coupled receptor signaling pathway; positive regulation of cytosolic calcium ion concentration
Cellular component (GO): plasma membrane
Molecular function (GO): G protein-coupled receptor activity; complement receptor activity
Source: RefSeq, a predicted model, not a curated record
AUGGUGUAUGCAAUCAUCUUCGUGGUGCUGUGUGGCCUGACCUUCCUCACCGGGGUGCCAUUGAAUGGCUAUGUCCUCUUCGUUGCUGGCUGCCGUGUGGAGAGGACGGUCAGUGCCGUGUGGUUCUGGAACCGGGCCCUGGCCGAUUUCAUCUUCAUCAUCUUCCUGCCAAUCAGAUUCAUCUUCAUCUCCAUACCGAACUUUGUCUUGGUCAAGAGGAUGAUCAGCACCGUCACCUCCCUCCACAUGUUCUCUAGUGCCUUCCUCCUCACGGCCUUCAGUGUUGAUCGCUGCAUCCUUGUGGCACGCCCUGAGUGGGCCUGGAAUUGCCGCAUGCUCCCCCUGGCUUUCAGGGUGGUUAUAGGCUUGUGGGCCCUGUCUCUUGGGUUCAGCUUGAGGUACGGUGAUGUCUCGGACUACCUGCUCUCACCUCCCAGCAUCAGCACGUAUUCCAACCUGGAUGAAGGGAGGGUGAAGGCCACCAUUGCAAUGCAGUUCCUGGUCGGGUUUCUGAUCCCAUUCGCCUUGAUCUUGAUCCCAACAUUCUACAUCGUUCUAGCUGGCAAACUGAGAAGGAACAGGCCGAUCCAGUCCACCAAGCCACUCAAGAUCCUUCUUGGCUUGAUCCCAACCUUUUUCCUCUGCUGGCUGCUGUAUCACGUCUUCUCAUUCCUGCCAAUCUCAAAUAUGGAUCCUCGGUCUCAUCUGCAUCUCGGAAGAGCUUUUGCUUGUGUCCUGACAUAUUUCAGCAGCUGCCUCAACCCCAUCUUCUACCUCACCAUGGAUAAAGAGUUUCUGAAGUACCAGCAACGUGCACGCAACCCCCAAACCACCGACAACUUGGUGCCGGAGCUGGAUGAAUAG